Messenger RNA from Chaetomium fimeti, 1806 nucleotides. Its product is annotated as Inosine/uridine-preferring nucleoside hydrolase domain-containing protein. NCBI's taxonomy places the organism in Eukaryota, Fungi, Ascomycota, Sordariomycetes, Sordariales, Chaetomiaceae. Bases 228 to 1541 code for a protein of 437 amino acids. The transcript has 5 exons. Gene Ontology annotation, molecular function: purine nucleosidase activity. Gene Ontology annotation, cellular component: cytosol. Gene Ontology annotation, biological process: purine nucleoside catabolic process. The record is from RefSeq and is a predicted model, not a curated record.
CCUUCAACUUCAAGUUCAAGUUGACAGAACUGAGAGAAAAACAAGGAGUCACGGAGGGGAAUCAGCUGCUAAAAAUCGAGGGCAAAGUCGUGGUUUCACAACUUCUAUAAAUUCUGUGAGACACCGUUGGUAAACCGUGUUUCCUGCAAGUUCCCGCUCUCCUCGCUCCCCUCGAGACCUCGUUGUGCCCCUCCUCGGCCGGCCCCGCACUCCAGUCUUCAGCAACCAUGGCGCCCAAACACCGAGUUAUUAUCGAUACCGAUCCAGGCGUCGAUGAUGUCAUGGCCUUGCUGCUGGCCCUCAGCGCCUCACCAGAGGAGCUCGAGGUUGCCAUGAUCUCUGUCACAUACGGCAAUGUGCCGAUACAGAGAUGCCUCCGCAAUGUUGUGGCCUUGUUCCACGUGCUCGAGAAGGAAAUGGCCUGGCGGGAGUCCACGGGCAAGCCUACAUACGGCGCAUUGGGUGCUUACAAGCCCAUCGUCGCUGUCGGCGCUGAACAUGCCCUCGAAGAUGAGCAGCUUGUAGCCGACCACUUCCAUGGUGCUGACGGGUUGCACGGCGUCCACGAUGCGCACCCUCAUCUGUCCCCGGCAGACACCUGGCGUACCCUAUUUGAGGAUGCUCCCACUGAACCCAGCAGCUCUGUCGAGCCGCCCUCGUACUCGAGGUUCUUUACCCCGAGCAAGACCCUCGCUCAUAAGGAAAUACUCCGGCUUUUGAAGGAGGAGCCCGAAGACACCAUCACCAUCAUCGCCAUUGGGCCGCUAACCAACGUUGCCCUGGCGGCUUCCGAGGACCCUGAGACUUUCCUCCGGGUAAAGGAGCUCGUGGUGAUGGGAGGCGCCGUGGAAGUUGAAGGCAACGUCACCCCGUGCGCCGAGUUCAACUGCAUGGCCGACGCAGUGGCAGCCGCACGCGUCUUCGCCUUGACCUCGCUCGUGCCCUCGGCCACCAUGCCACCCGUGAUUCACGGCAAAUCUUUCCUCCCCCCGUACCCCGCGAAGCUGUCCCGUCAGCUGAAGCUAACUCUCUUCCCGCUCGACAUCACCACGCCGCACGAGCUCAAGAAACGGGGUUUCAACGCCAAGGUCCAGCCGCUCAUGGACUCUAGCAGUCCGCUGGCGCAGUGGACCGAGACCUUCAUGAACGGCACUUUCAAUAAGAUCGACUCGAUGCUCGGCAUGGGCCAUGACGCGGGCCUAUCGCUGCACGACCCCCUGUGCAUCUGGUACAUGCUGACGCGUGACCACCCCGGGUGGAAGACGGUACCCAAGCUUGAGGACAUCCGCAUCGAGACUUCUGGUCAAUGGACCAGAGGCAUGCACGUCAUCGACAAGCGUGGCCUGGCAAAGCCUGCCGAGCUGGACAGCACGGUGGAGACGCACCCGGCAGAUCCCAUGGACGCCGUCACGCUGGACGAAAUCCCCGGCGACACCGAUGGCUGGCUGAGUUUGCGUAAGGGUAACAGAAUCAACAGGGUGGUGGGGUCGCCCAGCCUGGACACCUUUGCGAACAUUCUGCUGGAGAAGAUUUUCGCGUAGAUAGCAAAUAGACCAGACCACCUGGAUCCCAUAGGUUUGGAUUUGAUUCAUUUUGGGUAUCUUAACCGGAGCCGGCUUCCCUCGAGUGUCAGCAAUUAACUCGUUCUGGGGGGAGUAAAAGCCGAGUUGUGGGAGAGGCAUACCCUUGGAAGGCACCCACGCAAACCCCAAACGCCAAUUGCGAGAACUGAAAGCGCAACCUCCCAUCUCUUUCCCCCACCGUACCACCGUCUACUCCCAUAACCCCUCCCGGCCCGCCCUCCAG